ACACACAUACAUUCGACGGUAGGCAAGCGUGGGAAGUGGACGUGCUAACGUUGUGCGGAGCUGAGAACAUCACCAACUUCUUACGUGAUUGUUUGUAGAUUAACACGGGACACAGUGUCCGUACUAAACUUGAGAUCAACAUGUCUGGCGUACUGUCAACGCUGCCCAAGGAUUACGGGUAUGUCAUUCUAGUGGGCUCGGCCAGCUACGUCAUGGUGUACUACCUGGCUGUGAACGUCAGUAGGGCGAGGAGAAAAUACGGUGUGGAGUAUCCUGCCAUGUACAGCGAUUCGCAUCAGCUUUUCAACUGUGUUCAAAGGGCUCACCAGAACACCCUGGAGUCCUAUCCUCCGUUCCUGUUUUUCCUGGCGAUGUCGGGACUCCGUUUUCCGAGAGCUUCAGCUGCAUGCGGUGCUGUGUGGAUCUUGAGUCGUCUCAGCUUUGCACGUGGCUACUACUCAGGAGAUCCAAAGAAGCGUCUGCGGGGAGCGUACGGAUACCCUGCCAUUCUCGGUCUCUUCGGGAUGACAAUUUUCUGCGCUGCACGCCAGCUUGAGUGGGUAUAAGAGACUAAAAUGAAAUAAAAGUGAUCUAUUUUAUAACACCCAUUGUGGGCAAGACCACUUUUGCAAGUUAAUUUUCCAAUUAACUUGCAUCGAAGUAUAUGCUGUCUGUCAAAUUCUUCUUGUUAAGACAGAUGUUGCCUUUUCUCUGAACAAAAAUCCACCAUUUUAAUGACUACCAAUUUAUACCUCAUUUCAGCCAAAUUUGAUUUUGUGCAGAGGAUUUAAGCUCAUGUGAAAUUUAUGGUUAUACGUGUAGAUGUCUUUCAUCCAAAUAGUUUGAAUUGUUUAUUACUGCUUUUGAAUGAAAUAAUGUGCGAAAUAUCAGUUAUGCUUCAUUUUGUGUUUGAGUUUUAUCAUGUUAGCAAGCUCUAGGAAAAGUUGGAUUGGUUUUGAAACUCAUUAGUAUAGAAGUUGCUUUCAAUUGUUUUUAGUACCCCAUUUUGACUUUUUUAAAUCUCAUGCAGAAAUCUUUACGCCUUAGUUUAACCCAUUAUAGGUGCAAUUAGGUAUCAAAAAUCUAGGAAAAGAUAGAAGAAUUCAUACUGUUAAAGAUAGUACAACAGUUAUUUCAAUUUAGAAAUUUUUCAGCAGUAGCUUCUAGAGAAUGUUUUAUUAAACUGUCGCGUUUUGUAUUCCGACAAUCACGUCCUUAAUCCUUUGAAAUUACUAAAUAAGGAAUACGUAUUCAUUAUUUUGUAUAUCUAAAAAAGUUAGUUUCAAAAAGAAUUCAGGCAUAAAUAUUUAAUGAGAGUGUGCUUUAUAUUUCAGGAAAAGAUGUAUAAUUCUCGAAAUAUUUUUAUAUAAUCUACGCCUUGUGUUACAAUGGUAAAUUAAUAAAGUAACAUUUACACAAA
Molecule: messenger RNA, 1420 nt
Organism: Patiria miniata (bat star)
Lineage: Eukaryota; Metazoa; Echinodermata; Asteroidea; Valvatida; Asterinidae
Product: microsomal glutathione S-transferase 3-like
Exons: 6
Coding region: 141-566 (141 amino acids)
Cellular component (GO): membrane; nuclear envelope; endoplasmic reticulum
Molecular function (GO): glutathione peroxidase activity; glutathione transferase activity
Source: RefSeq, a predicted model, not a curated record